Messenger RNA from Striga asiatica, 738 nucleotides. The record is from the annotation of a GenBank genome assembly. Lineage: Eukaryota; Viridiplantae; Streptophyta; Magnoliopsida; Lamiales; Orobanchaceae.
AUGGAGGAGCUGGUGGGCGUGGUGGUGGAAGCGAACAGGCUGAAGAGGAGCGUCUUGGCCAACGUCAUGAGCGCCACUACCGUGUACAAGGCGACGUUGUUCUUAGAGGCGGCGGCGGAGUUCUUGGUAGGGUUUUGUGAUGCGAAAUUGGUGAAGGAGUUUGAGGAGUGCGAGAAAGCUUCCUGGACGGUGUCUAACUCGACGGCGACGUGGUUGGAGGCGUUGCCGAUGGUGGUGGAAUUGAAGAAUUCGAGACGAUGGAAGAAAAAACUGGAAAUUGGAGACUGUGGGGUUCGCCGGAAGCCGCAAUUCACGCGUGAACAAGGGUCGCCGGAAUUCUUCGCGAGAUGGAGGCGGCGCUGGGCAGCGACUCACGGCGUGGGAGGAGAGCGGUUCGUGGCGUUGCUGGGGUCUCGUCGCAGAGGGCUCGCGAUUGGUUCUGAUCGAAAUUCGCAGGUCCACGCGGAGGAUACUCGCCGGCGGGAGGCUCGCGGCAUCAGAUUUGCAGAGACUCGCGGCUUGUUGCUCGCGAACAGAGAUGAGUUCACGGCGGAGGACUUGCGAGCAGGCGACGGUCGGGGGUACUGCGCGGCGGAGGGGGUCGCCGGCAAUUGGUCUGCGCGUUCAGAGGAUGGCGGAGGAGGAGAUGACGAGAUGAUGGUGAUGGUGUCGCGGCGCGUCUGGGUGGUCGCGGCGACGGGAAAGAUCAGAGGAAGGGAUGAUGACGAUUGGUGGUGA